AUGAGCUGCAACGUGAUACCGCUGAAGAAAUACGCGGAAAUCAGUUACCGCGUGAAAUGCGUGUCGGUGGAGGACGAGCGCGUGUUCGGUGACGUAUACGUCACGCAACAGACACGAAAUCUCCUGUAUUGUGCUGACGGAUAUCAGUUUCCCGCGUUGUACCACCGAAGAAAAUGCAACCUGAUACACAGAAACUGGGAGGGUCCGGAUUUCAUGGAGAUGAAUAGGAAGAGACCGAUUAGAAGGGCCAGUGUAAUGCCGGUUAAAGUGGUUAAGGAGUGUUUGAAGAGAUCGAGAUCGGUUGGUGACACGAGAACGGUGAUCGAGCGUGAUUGUGGGAACGGUGACAGCGUGAAGGGCACAACGGAAUUGAGGAAUCCGAAGACGUAUCCAUCGCCGCUACCCAACGCGUUCGAAAGAGGGAAAGGAAACAUCUCGUCGUUGGUGGAUCAGCUGUUGCUGGAUAUCUACGGAUUUCCAGACGGUGACAGGGGACGAACGGAAAGCGACUCGACAGUCUCGUCCCUGAAGGGGCGUCCGCAGCAUUCGCAUUUGCAAAAGGCGCGUCUGUUGUGGAAAAGCAAAAGUGAACUUCAAGUUCUAAUAUUGAAUUUACGCGACCAUAUCAAUCAUACCGGUGGCAUACUGAUCCGACAGCUGCGUCGAAAGGAUUAUCUCAGCAGCAAACGUGAAAAACAGUGCGACAUAAUUACAGCGUACCUUCAAGCUCACAGCAGGAAACGUGUCGAAGACACGAAGAUGAGGUUUAGCCUGACGCCGCAGCCCGGAGAAAGUGGUUUCAUACAAUGGCUGGACGCGAUGAAAAUGGUGGCCAGGUUGCAGGGAGGCAUACCGCCGGAGUUUCGGAAGAAGUUAUGGUUGACACUGGCGGAACGUCAUCUGGAGCAGCGCGGCGUAGAUUGGAAGCAGGCUGAAAAGGUCUGCUUUAACGAAUGGAGCAACCCUGACGAUGAAGAGCUCGGUAUACAAAUCGUUAAAGAUUUACACAGGACAGGCUGCAGCCUAUUCUGCGGCGCAGCUGGCAGAGAUAAUCAGGCGGUGCUACGUCGGGUUCUGCUCGGUUUCGCUCGAUGGAACAAGUCCGUCGGCUAUUGCCAAGGCCUGAACGUGCUCGCCGCCCUCGUUCUGCAAGUUAUGGAUCGGGCCGAGUCCGCCGCGGUGAAGGUGAUGAUCUACUUGAUAGAAGGUGUCCUGCCGGAGGGAUAUUUCGCGGACAAUCUCCGCGGCCUGUCCGUCGACAUGGCGGUAUUUCGUGACCUCCUGCGGGUCAGGUUGCCCAAGCUUUCGAAACACCUGGAGGCGCUGCAAAACGACGCGAAGGACAAGGCGACAGGCAGCAGUUACGAGCCACCCCUGACGAAUGUGUUCACGAUGCAAUGGUUCCUUACACUAUUUUGCCACUGUUUACCUCAAGAAGCGGUCCUUCGAGUCUGGGACUUGAUAUUUCUCGAGGGGGACGAAAUUCUCCUUAGAACCGCUUUAACGAUCUGGGAAGGAUUAUCGGAUCGUAUCAUGACCGUGACAUCGGCUGACGAGUUCUACAGCAUAAUGGGCGUCCUAACUAGAGAGAUGCUGGAAUUCACGGACACGAAUAAUCUUAUUAAGAAUAUAGUCAGUAUGGGACCGUUGCAAGGUGUGACGGGUUUAAGGGAGAAGCACCGAUACAAUAUCACUCCGUGGGCAAGAAAACUGAGCGACGAUGAGGACAGCGAUACGGAGGAGGAUGAAAGGUUAGCCGUCGCUGCUGCGAUGUUCAGUAUGGCACAGCGUUUGAAGAAAGAUCGUAUACCCCAGACGAUUGGCGCACUGCAGGCAAUGGCGCCCAGCAGCGAUCGAGAAAGGCUUGCUUUGGAUAUUAGUACAUUGAAACAGCAGUACGCCAAGCUACGGGAGCGGCAACGACAGGCACACAUUAUACUAUCUGCUGCAUGUGCAAGGCAGACCAUGGUACCACCUCCUACUUCUCAGGCCAUGAAUCAUCUUUUAGUGGGCAAAAAUGCGCUCGUGAGCGGGAAGAAUCGACCUCUGAGUCUACCUUCUGGUACCGCACAGGCGAAGACACGACCUACACUUCUAAGUCAGACUCGAAGGGACAGGCAGCAAGGCGUCACGCUGCAUUGGAAAGACACGAAGAAAGCGAAGCAGAAAUCAACGGGUGCAUCAGCUGCAGUAGAAGCUACGUCGUCGCAGUCCUCGGAAGCUGACCUAGCAUCUCCAAAGCACAGUUCCACUGAUAGCGACAGUGACAGUACGUCAACCGAACUGUGCGACGAACCAGACCGCCUCAGCGACGUCGACAGCGAAGAUCUUACGUCUGCGUCCGAGUCCUUAGUCAUUGCGACGGAUGAGGAGAAGACUUCUCGAGGAGAAGGUUCACCGAUGCCGGCGAAGUCGCCUGGUCGUUCAUCCCCUGAACAGAAAAGUGAACCAGCCGCUGUUGAAAGCAUACAGGGCUCGACGACAGCCAAAGAAAAUUUAAGCGACAUGUCUAUCGCUAAGAUCACCGAUCAGAUACGACGAUUGUCGGCGGAGGAUGACAAUAAUUCCAUGGUUCCUCAAUCGUUCAGUGUGCGAAGCAAAAGUUCGCCGGACGAUUGGUCAAUGAAUGCGUCCUCAUUGGAAAAGGAUAAAUCUGCGCUCAAUCUUUCCACAGACUACACGUCCGAUAAUAGUGUCAGAAAAUCGUUGGGUUUAGACGAGUACGAUUAUUUAGCUUGUGGUAAAACUACGAUUAACGUGAAAGAGGAGGAAGUGUUGGUGCAUGAAAGACAUCGGCCAAAGGAGUCUCCGAAAGAUAGUGAGGAUCCUCUGAUGAGUCUGAAGGAUCAGGUACAAAACACAAGUCCUACGAUUACUCAACGACAGGACUCCGAAGCAUUUUCGAAGUAUUCGACGUCGUUAGAUACGAAAUAUGAGAGAAUUUGCGAUAUACCUACCCCGUUGGACACAAGAUCAGAAAAUGGCGACCGGUACAAGUCAUCCUUCGACUUUUCUAGCAGAGUAUCCUUAGACUCCAAGACAUAUGAAACAUCAAAAAUAGAUUCUUCAGUCACAGAUACAUCGAAUACAGUAACUAUAGAAAGGAAUCCUUACUGUAAAACGUACGUUGGCCAUCUUCCAAUCUCGCCAAUAACAGUUGACCAGAAAUUGAGUGAAGUGACAUCAAUGCAUGGACCGGACAGUAUUGUAAGACUGACUACGGAAUCUACCAAUUCUCAAGUAUCUUUAGAGAAAACGUAUUUCAUCGAUAGAAUACAAGUUGCUCAGACGAAAACGUAUUUAGAUCUGAAGAAGAGCCCUAAGACACCGGAGAGUAAUAAGUCUUUUAGCUCUGGGGAGACUAUGGGCCCUGAUUCAAAGCCUUCCAGCUCAACAGUAAGUCCAAGAACACCGAUCAGGUCGGAUUCAAGAGACUAUCUGAUGGAUAAAUCGGUCUGUUCGUCGGUGAGUUCAGAUUCGAAAACUUUGGUCCUUCGUUCCGUGGACUCCGACGUCACCAAAGACAGCCUGAAAACAGAUACGAAAAAGACUUUCGAGAAGUCCACCUCGUCGACCCCCAUCAGUACCGAUUCAUUAAAGAACAAGUCAGAGACGAGCCCGAAGCUGAUCGUCAGCAGCUCCAGCGAGUCGUGCAGUCCCGGUAAAAUGAAGUCUUCCGAGAGGUCGUUUAGUUCGGACCUUCAGUCGCCAAUUAGUGCCAACUCGAUAAAGUAUACCUCGAAUUACAAUAGACGGGGCCAGGACGACGUAUCCGGCUCGCCGAUGGACUUGAGCUCGGCCACGUCGCCAUUCUAUCCGAUCUCGAAUCCGAAUCAGAAGACUCCGUCUCCGUACAGCGGGUCCAGACAAAGGUCCAGCUUGGACAGUACGGAGACGUCCCCAGAACAAAAAUCCAGUAGCUCGAAAGAAUCGAACAAGUACCUGGGUUACCAGACUAAGUUUGAUUCCACUUUGAAGACCGACGUGAAAGACCUGGACAGCAUGGCGAGGAAAAACGAAAGCUUCGUCGAACGUGAAUUCAACUUGAGAAAAAGAGAAUCAGGUGCGAACUUCAGCGAAAGGAGAAAUGGUGACGAUGAUGUACAUUUUUAUCAUUCCACUGGUAGCGAUUACUAUCGAAAAGAUAAAGACUUCGAUGACGGGAUGGAUGAUCCCCUAUCGGAGAAGGACGUGGUACCCUGUUUGCCGCAAGAGAAAUUGGACAAACGUUAUUUGAACUAUAAUUAUCGGCACAGGGACAGGUCGAAGCAGCUUGAAAGAAGCUCGAGCAGUUUGGACAGCAGACGGUUCAGUGACAUGAAGUCCUCGGCUUCUACGGACGAGUUCGCUGACUCGGUAGUUAAGAAACGAUGCAGCGACAUUCUGGAGGAUAUAAAACACUUGGAAGCAAAGGCGCACGAUGGUUCAUCAGAUUCUGGAAUGCUGACGAAGAAAAGCAGUUAUAUCUGGGAGGAUAUAAAGAGUCUGGAGGCGAGGAGGCAGGACACGUUCAGCGAUUCCGCGAGCAACUUCUCGAAACGUCGUUUGGAGAUACCUGACAUAAGCGUGACUAGCGAAAGCAGGAAAUCGUACGUUAUUCAUCCGAAGAUCAACAUCGACGAAAAUCCCGACAGUAUAUUGAAUACCGUGGCGCGUAGUCAGAACAGCGGCGACUCUGACGACGGCAGAGAGUCGAAGUUGGGCGUUUGGACCAAGGUGAAACCUCGCAGGAAGGGCAAUAACGGCCGCAGAAAUAGCGACAGAGCGUUGAAGAUAAUUCAAGAGAAUUCUGUUAUACUUCAGAAGAUUCUUGCUUGCCAGGCGAAGAAACGAUUGCCAGACCUGGAAGAGAUCUCCAAAGAAAUCACUAUAAGUCCCAUAAACGAGGAGAUCUCGAAGAUUUUUAGCCCGAUUCUGGAGAAAAUGGGGCUGAACGAGCACGAGAUCAACGAGGAACUGGCGAGGAUCAAUUUCAAAGAUUUCGACAAUAUGACAGCCACCAGCGUGUCCGAGUUCGAUGCGAAAAUCAACGAAGAACUGUCCAAACUCUCGUUGAUCGACGAUAACGAGCGAAUCGAUCACUUCGGUGUCGACCAAGUGAUAGCUCACGAGUACCUGGACACUAGGGAGGCUCUGAACGUUUUCUCAUAUAAAUCGUCGAACGACUCUAUAGACACCAGAAGCGAGUUGGGAUCAACGCAGGAACCACCGGUACAAGUUGAGAAAUUCUCACAAUACACCGAGAAGGUGUUACCGUACAGCGUAUCGAAAUACAGAGAAGACGAUUCGUCGCCUAAAAGCGACAUAGAUAUAUACAGGGAAUUAGAGAAGCUCGAUAAAAUCUCUUCAGCCCAAGUCCUACCUGAACCAACGCUUGAACUCCCACAAAAGGAAUUAUCCUCGAUUCCAUACGCCCAAAGUACAUCACCAUUCAAGGACGUUCCACCGUUAAGAUACACAACAAAACCAGUUCAAUACGACACGUCGCCACUGAAAACCUCUUACGAUCCCUACAAAACGUUCGACUUUAAGUCCAAGCUAUCACCCAAACACGCGUCGAAUAAUCCAUUCGUGACAGCUUCCUACGACAAACCCAUCGUGGACACGACAUUCGAGUACAUCAACAACAAACCGGAAAUAUCCGCCAAUACGUACGAUUUACACCUGAAGAGUCCAAUGAUGACGAAAGAGUCGCUCGAGUUCCGUGUAAGAUACGACGACGAGCCUACCAGGGACAUUAGCACUGAUUACAUGUCCCUUCAGGCGGAUAGAUCACUAACCUCGAGCAAGUCUCCGUAUUACAGUAACGGCAACAGCGAGCCAUUGACACCUACAAAAUACAUACCCAAAGAAGAGAGGUGUUUAGACCCUACCACAUCCUCUUUCUUAGAGUAUACCGGUGAACCGUCGGAUCUUCUCCGUUGCAAAUACGACUCACUGUCACCAAAGGAGUAUUCUCAUGGAAAAAGUACAGAAUACGAUAGACAGCUGAGUACGUUGCCAUCGUUAGAACCAUCCUCCGAUCUAGGAUCAUACUUACCGACAACACACAUGAAUUAUCAUCCUCUAUCGCCGAAUCGUCAGUUCCCUGAUCAACGCUUCUCCUCCACCGACAAUCAUUACAUCUCGAAACUGUCCCUUGGUUUGGCCGACGAGAUCAAGCGGCCAGUUUCACAUCCUGAGUUUCCGGGCAAGCUAACAACCGGAAAGUACAUGGAACUGCCUGACAGAGGAGUGCCCAGCGGCUACCAGACGCCUUCUCUGAGUCUGGGCAACAUCGGUCAUUCGAGCAAAGCCCUCGAAAACAAUUACAACACCGCGACCAGCCCGAAGACACAGUUCAGCCCGUUCCCUAUCAGAAACGCUCCUCGGAAACCAAAGGAGCUGACACUGAAAUUGGGUCUCUACUCGCAGAACUCAGAGACGGGACAAUUGAAGAGGUCAUAG
Molecule: messenger RNA, 6447 nt
Organism: Dufourea novaeangliae
Lineage: Eukaryota; Metazoa; Arthropoda; Insecta; Hymenoptera; Halictidae
Cellular component (GO): endoplasmic reticulum
Source: RefSeq, a predicted model, not a curated record